Messenger RNA from Camelus dromedarius (Arabian camel), 1081 nucleotides. RefSeq names its product translocation associated membrane protein 1 like 1 (gene TRAM1L1). The record is from RefSeq and is a predicted model, not a curated record. Gene Ontology annotation, biological process: protein insertion into ER membrane; SRP-dependent cotranslational protein targeting to membrane, translocation. Lineage: Eukaryota; Metazoa; Chordata; Mammalia; Artiodactyla; Camelidae. Gene Ontology annotation, cellular component: endoplasmic reticulum membrane.
AUGACGCUUCGUAAGAAGAGCACCAGGAGCCCCCCCCCCCCCCCAGUCCUGAGCCACGAAUUCGUCCUGCAGAAUCAUGCGGACCUCGUCGCCUGCAUGGGGCUGUUCUUCGUGCUGGGGCUCAUGUUCGAGGGAACAGCAGAAGUAUCCAUCGUUUUCAUGACUCUCCAGCACGGGGUUACCUUCCCUGCAGCAGACGCAGAAGAACAAGCUACGGAAUCCAAGUUCCUCUACUAUUACGGUAUCAGAGAUUUGGCCACGGUGUUCUUCUACAUGCUGAUGACAAUCGUCAUUCACGCCACAAUUCAAGAGUAUGUGUUGGAUAAAAUUACCAGGCGAAGACAGUUCCCCAAAGCGAAACAAAGCAGAUUUAAUGAAUCUGGUCAGUUUAGUGUGUUCUACCUGGUCUCUUGUAUUUGGGGCACAUUCAUUCUAGUCUCCGAAAACUGCCUGUCAGACCCAGCUCUCUUAUGGAGGGCUCGUGACAUGAUGACGUUUCAGAUGAAGUUUUUCUACAUCUCUCAGUUGGCUUACUGGUUUCAUGCCUUUCCAGAACUCUACUUCCGGAGAAUAAAAAACCAAGAUCUCCCACGUCAAGUAGUCCACAUCGGCCUUCACCUCUUCCACAUUGAGGGAGCUUAUCUCUUGUACUUGAAUCACCUGGGGCUGGUGCUUUUGAUGAUGCAUUAUUUUGUGGAAUUCCUUUCCCACCUUUGCGACCUGUUUUAUUUUAAGGAUGAAAAGUACCAGAAAGAGGUUUCUCUGUGGGCCAUUGUGUUUAUCUUGGGUCGACUUGUAACUUUAAUUGCUUCCGUCAUCAGUGUUGGGUUUCACCUGGCUGGAGGGAAGAAUGGGAAUCCAGAUGCCUUUACUGGAAAUGUAAACGUGUUGGCAGCUAAAAUUGCUGUUCUGUCAUCCAGUUGCGCUAUCCAAGCAUACAUAACAUGGAAUUUAUUUAAUGACGAGCUUCAGAGGUGGAUGGAGGAAGAUGCUCCUCUUCAGGCCCCAGGUAUGAAGAAGAAACGGACUAAAGGCAGGUCUUCUAGAAAAGGAACAGAAAACGGUGUGGUACCUUCAUAAA